Molecule: messenger RNA, 654 nt
Organism: Symbiodinium sp. CCMP2592
Lineage: Eukaryota; Dinophyceae; Suessiales; Symbiodiniaceae
Source: the annotation of a GenBank genome assembly
AUGCUUUGGGAGGGCGUGGUUCCCAGCGCACAAGUCAGGGGAGACGUGUACCGAAAUCGUGAAGAGUGGGAGGCGGCCUGGGCAUCCGAGCAACAGCGAAUGCGGGCAUUGGCCGAGCAGGCCCGAGAGGAGUACGACUCCGGCCAGCAAGCUCCUGGAGUGGCAAGCGGUCAGCUGAUGGCCCACCUGAGUUUUCUGGCUGGCACGGAGCUGAAAGCUCCCGCCUACUUCGCUUUCCAGAAGGCGGAGGAGCGGCUUGCGCCUCGGGUCGGCGAGGACCUCCUGGCAGCGCUCGGCGCAGGGUUGGUCCUUUUGGAGCAGGUGGUUGCUGAUGGUCUCGGUGUGAACAACCUGAAGGUGACCCUAAGGUCGCUGUCCUCCGAAACCCUGCAGAUCGCCCUGCGCAGGGGAACCAUCUUUCAGCAGAAGACCUGGAAUCACAGGCAAAACUUGGUAACGGGUGUGGACUACGUGCUUGAAGUUCCGGCCGGAGGACGCGUAACGAAAGAAGUGCUUGGUUUUUCCCUGAACUUCACCUGUCCGCCACCACGCAGUGAUGAAAUGCAUGUAACCGAGUUCUAUUUUGACGUGGAGCGUGUUCUUGGAAGUCAAGCUCUCAUUUGGGAUCACAUGCAAGCCGUGUUUCACAAGUAG